Malaclemys terrapin pileata is the source of this 741-nucleotide messenger RNA. It is a transcript of the gene FABP3, whose product is annotated as fatty acid binding protein 3. The transcript has 4 exons. Gene Ontology annotation, cellular component: nucleus; cytosol. Gene Ontology annotation, molecular function: fatty acid binding. Bases 128 to 529 code for a protein of 133 amino acids. Gene Ontology annotation, biological process: fatty acid transport. The record is from RefSeq and is a predicted model, not a curated record. Lineage: Eukaryota; Metazoa; Chordata; Testudines; Emydidae.
UCACUCUCCAAUCAUGUGAUUAGAACAGUUAUUUAAAGAGGCAGAAUGUGCCUAGAUUAGAGAGCAGUCUCUCCUCUCCUCUCCUCUCCUCAGUGCCAUACGGCAGUUUGCAGUCACAGGGUUCAGCAUGGCUGAAGCUUUCGCGGGCACCUGGAAGCUGGUGGACAGCAAUAAUUUUGAUGAAUACAUGAAAGCGAUUGGCGUGGGCUUUGCCAUGAGGCAGAUAGCAAACCUGACCAAGCCCACCACCAUCAUCGAGCUGGAGGGCGACAAGGUCACCGUGAAGACCCAGAGCACCUUCAAGAGCACAGAGAUCAGCUUCAAACUGGGGGAGGAGUUUGAUGAGAUGACCGCCGAUGACAGACAUGUCAAGUCUCUCGUGACGCUGGAUGGAGGAAAACUUAUCCAUGUGCAGAAAUGGGAUGGAAAGGAGACGACGUUAGUCCGAGAACUGGAGGAUGGGAAGUUAAUUCUGACUCUCACCCUGGGCACUGUUAUCUGCACUCGCACCUAUGAAAAGGCAACAUAGACACCAACUCUCUGCUGAUCACCUGGUGCUGAACUCACUGAAUUGCCUAUUUCCCCCCCACGUUUUGUAUUCAAUUUAAUAUGUGAGCAUGGAGCCAGUGCAGGCGAGCCCUCCCCUUCUGCCCGCGACUCUGCUUUCUGUGGUACUGUGGUUUGUUUUUUUUUUAAUCUUGUAAGACCCCAUGUGGAAAAUAAUAAACCAAAGUUGUUUCA